AUGGUUUUGUGUUUUUUGUAAAUUGGUGGUAAUGGCCUGAUAGUGAUAGUGAAUCAUUUUUAUAAUUUUUUUUAAAAUGCCAGUGAAGUGUUGUGUCCGUUUUUGUUUCAACUCAACAAACAUUGAAAACGAACAUAAAGUGAAGUUCUUUUCAUGGCCCAAGGACGAAAUUGUUAUUGAGCUGUGGAUCAGGGCAUUUGAGUGUAAUAGCUCUGUUACAGGAUUUACGAAGAGCUUCAAAGUUCAUAAGAACUUACGGAUUUGCAGUCUUCACUUCGAAAGUAAAUAUGUUCACGAAAACACAAGAAGAUUGGGGAAGAACGCUGUUCCUACCAUUUUUCAGUUUUGUAAACGGGCAAGUAUCUAAUAAAAGAGCAUUUGCAUAAUAUUUUGUAUAAAUUGAAAUAAGUUAUGUUUUUAUUUUUAGAAGAAAGCAGAUCCAUAUUCAACUGAUAUGUUUCUUUCCAAUCAUAAACGUUGUGAUUCCACAGACCUACACAGCAAAGUUGAAUCCUCACAACUAACCGAUUGUGACCUGCCAAUGGAUGUUCACUGCCAUCCACCACCAGCCAUUAAUGGUAGGUCCGCAUCUAGUAGAAGUUAUUCCACACCUGAUUCUACUGGAAAUUUGGAAUUAUCGAAUUUGACUAUGGCAGAAUUAGAUUUCAAUGAUUGUCAUUUGACAACUCAUCUUAGCAAUUGCCAUUCACACACCAGUGACCUUGGUCGUGAUAGUGAAUCCUCACAACUAACCGAUAUGGGCCUGUCAAUUGAUAUUAACUUCGAUCCACCUGCGGAUUCCAAUGGUACUUCGACAUCUAAUAGAACUUAUUCCACGACUGAUUGUAUUGCAGAUUCGGGAUUGUCAAAUGUGACUACGUCAGAUUCAAAUACCGGUCGUUCGACAUCUCUUUCGAAGUAUAUCCAAUCCGAGACCGUAGACCUCAAUCGUAGUUUGGAAUUCUCACAACUUACCGAAGACGACCUGUCAAUGGAAAUCCACUUCGAUCCAACUCUCAAUGGUCGAUCCACAUCCAUUGGGGACUACUCUAUGUGUGAUAGCAUUGGAGAUUUUCAAUCCUCUAAAUUGACUGAGAAUCAAUCGAUGGAUUCCAUUAUUCCUGAUUUAGAUAAUACUUGUCAUAAGUAUGUAUUCGAAAAUGCUUUUGAAAGGGGAGUCUAUUUCAUUCUUGAAAACUACCGUUCCUCUGGAAAUGUCGAAGCGGCAAUUCUUCACUUACAAACACUAAAUGAACCAUCUCUUCAUUACCAAAUGGUUCAUGAAUUACUGAUGCAGGCUGUCAGUGACCUAGGCCUAAGUGAAACACGAGAUAACAGACUAGUUAAACUUUUGAUGACACUUGUCCUUCGAAAUCUUGUGACCAUGGAGCACAUUAAAAAGGGAUGUUUUCUCGCAUUUGAAGAACUCAAAGGUCUAGCGUUUCCAACUGGUCUAUUGGAUCUCGUUCGAUUUGGCAAGAAAUGUCAAGAUGCAAAUUUUCUGGACGAAAGAUUUACUUGCAAUAAUUAAUUCCGCUCAACGAGUCCAUUCCGUAACAGAAAUGGAUGCAACAAAUACUACUACUGAAAAUUCUGGAAGAACUAAGGAUGUCAAAAUACUGAAAGGAAGAAAAACUAUCUUGUCAAAAGAUCCAUUAAAGAACAAUCGUAUGUUAGUACGGAAGCUUCGCCAUAAAGUUGACAACCUGCAAAAGCAGUUACAGAAAUAUAAAAAAUUUGGUUGGGAAACCAACAAUUAAUCUACUCAAACGUGAUCGACGGAUGAAGGAUGCUGUUAAAUCUUUAGUAGCUGUUUUCGAAGAAGAGGCGGACCAACAUUCGGAAAGAAAUGCAAAAGCUUCGUUCCUGUUGUGUCAAAUUUUAAAUUUCAUCGAGGCACCCUCAAGAAUACGUUAUUGUCAAUGGACGCUAAAGUAUUCCAUUGCCAUUCAAGGACGUAGUCCAACAACUUAUAGAUUUAUCAGAGAACAUGAUUUGCUGACGGUUCCCUGUCAAAACACAAUUGUCAGCUAUACGGGAACUACAAAGGGAGAAGU
Daphnia magna is the source of this 2057-nucleotide messenger RNA. RefSeq lists its product as uncharacterized. Lineage: Eukaryota; Metazoa; Arthropoda; Branchiopoda; Diplostraca; Daphniidae. The record is from RefSeq and is a predicted model, not a curated record. Bases 455 to 1531 code for a protein of 358 amino acids. The transcript has 9 exons.